AGGGAGGGUGUGUCGCCUCGCGUCUCUUGUUCGCACUUGCAUCUUCUCUCUUUAGGUUUGCACACGCAGUUGUCAGAGCCUCUUGCAACAGUUACUAGAAGUUAGCUAGCACGCUUCCUAGAGUGCGUAUCUACUGUAUUUACGUUUUUCUCAUUGCCCGUGAACUUUAAAUUGAAAAUACUCUUGGUGUCACUUUAGUAUAGAUUAACUCCGUGGAUGUAAGUUAGUUAGGCACCUCGUGCAUUGAUAGCUCCCGAGUUUUGAGCUGACCCAGUGAAAGAAAAUGGAUGAAGGUGGAUGAGUUUGCUAGGGAGUCCGUCGUGAUUUCCCUCACAAUGGAAGGGUAGCAGCGUGGCCAUGAGGUGCCACUUACUGUGGGAUCCUUAAAUUGAUUUUUUUUAAAGGGCUCAGGUUUCUCAGAGAUCACCCUAAGGGUGUUAGUCUGCAGCCAUUGCCCCUCACAGCAUGGCGUCGGUGGCCGCUUGGUUACCGUUCGCAAGGGCAGCAGCUAUAGGCUGGGUGCCUAUUGCAAACAACCCAUUGCCUGCACCCCCAAUACCUAAAGAUAAAAGGAGGCCUGAUGACGAAAAACUUCUCAUCAACGUCUCCGGCAGAAGAUUUGAAACCUGGAGAAACACUUUGGAGAAAUACCCCGACAGUCUCCUAGGGUCGAACGAGCGAGAGUUCUUCUAUGACGAAGAAACCAAAGAGUAUUUUUUCGACAGAGACCCCGACAUAUUCAGACAUAUCUUAAAUUACUACCGCACUGGUAGACUACACUACCCCAAACACGAAUGUUUAACGAGCUAUGAUGAAGAACUUGCAUUUUUUGGCAUCAUCCCUGAUGUCAUCGGCGAUUGUUGUUAUGAAGACUACAGGGACCGAAAACGUGAGAAUGCCGAACGACUUUUGGACGAUAAGUUAUCGGAGAACAACGAAGCUGACAAAUACAUUUAUCGUAACAUGCGGCAACGUAUGUGGAGAGCGUUCGAAAAUCCCCAUACAUCAACAGCAGCGUUGGUAUUUUAUUACGUAACUGGAUUCUUCAUCGCGGUAUCUGUUAUGGGCAACGUUGUCGAAACUGUCCCGUGUGGCAAACUUCCCGGCAAAAAGGACUACCAAUCCUGCGGGGAAAGAUACAAGAUCGUGUUUUUCUGCGGAGAUACUGCAUGUGUCAUGAUAUUCACGGCCGAAUACUUUCUCAGGUUGUUCGCGGCUCCGAAUCGAUGUAAAUUCACAGGCUCUGUUAUGUCUAUCAUCGACGUAGUCGCCAUCUUACCUUACUACAUCGGACUCGUCAUAACUGACAACGAUGAUGUCUCUGGAGCCUUUGUCACUCUCCGGGUGUUCAGGGUGUUCAGAAUUUUCAAAUUUUCGCGACAUUCGCAGGGGCUAAGGAUUCUAGGAUACACUCUAAAGUCCUGUGCUUCUGAACUCGGGUUUUUGGUGUUCUCCUUGGCCAUGGCCAUCAUUAUCUUCGCGACUGUGAUGUUCUACGCCGAGAAGAACGUCCCAGGCACCACAUUCACCUCGAUUCCUGCCGCCUUCUGGUACACCAUCGUCACCAUGACCACACUGGGGUGA
Molecule: messenger RNA, 1584 nt
Organism: Hyalella azteca
Lineage: Eukaryota; Metazoa; Arthropoda; Malacostraca; Amphipoda; Hyalellidae
Gene: Shal
Product: potassium voltage-gated channel protein Shal
Exons: 1
Coding region: 466-1584 (372 amino acids)
Biological process (GO): potassium ion transmembrane transport; protein homooligomerization
Cellular component (GO): membrane; voltage-gated potassium channel complex
Molecular function (GO): protein binding; A-type (transient outward) potassium channel activity
Source: RefSeq, a predicted model, not a curated record